AUGAAGAGAAAAAAUAAAAACAAUGAAAGAAAAAAGAUAAAAGCAAAAAGAAGUAAAAGCAAAGUAGCAAAAAAGAAAAUAGCAAAGCAAAGUAGCAAAAGAAAAAAUAGCAAGAUAAAAAUAGCAGAAGAGAAAGCAGCAAAGCAAAAGCAGCAAAAAGAGAAAACAGCAAGUCAAAAGCAGCAAG
Racocetra persica is the source of this 187-nucleotide messenger RNA. The record is from the annotation of a GenBank genome assembly. NCBI's taxonomy places the organism in Eukaryota, Fungi, Glomeromycota, Glomeromycetes, Diversisporales, Gigasporaceae.